Messenger RNA from Scylla paramamosain (green mud crab), 387 nucleotides. RefSeq names its product variable charge X-linked protein 3B-like. Bases 1 to 387 code for a protein of 128 amino acids. NCBI's taxonomy places the organism in Eukaryota, Metazoa, Arthropoda, Malacostraca, Decapoda, Portunidae. The record is from RefSeq and is a predicted model, not a curated record. The transcript has a single exon.
AUGGAAGACACUGUUAUGGAAAAACAUCUUGGGAAAGAAACUCUUAAGGAAGAAUUUAUGGUGCAAGAAUCUAAUGAUAGAGGAGAAACUAUUGUGGAGGAACCUGUUACACACGAAAUUGUUGUAGAAGAAUAUCUUAUGGAAGAACAAGAGCUAGAAGAAUAUCUGGUGGAAGAACAAGAGGUCGAAAAAUAUUUGGUGGUAGAACAAGAGAUCGAGGAACAUCUGCUGGAAGAACAAGAGUUAGAAGAACAUCUGUUGGAAGAACAAGAGGUCGAAAAAUAUUUGGUGGUAGAACAAGAGAUCGAGGAACAUCUGCUGGAAGAACAAGAGUUAGAAGAACAUCUGUUGGAAGAACAAGAGGUCGAAGAACAUCUGCUGGAAUAA